Pochonia chlamydosporia 170 is the source of this 1455-nucleotide messenger RNA. RefSeq names its product xenobiotic compound monooxygenase, DszA family. NCBI's taxonomy places the organism in Eukaryota, Fungi, Ascomycota, Sordariomycetes, Hypocreales, Clavicipitaceae. The record is from RefSeq and is a predicted model, not a curated record. Gene Ontology annotation, molecular function: monooxygenase activity; oxidoreductase activity, acting on paired donors, with incorporation or reduction of molecular oxygen. Bases 1 to 1455 code for a protein of 484 amino acids. The transcript has 3 exons.
AUGGUAACUUUGAAUAAUGAUGCGUCAUCUUCGGGCAAGAAGAAGCUCAUCAUAAACGCAUUUGUCGAAUCGUGCAGUGGCCACCAGUCUCCGGGACUAUGGCAGCACCCCGAUGAUCGAUCUUACAAUUUCAAUAACGUGUCUCAUUGGGUGCAACUUGCGAAGCUCCUUGAAGAGGGAAAGUUCCAUGGCAUUUUCAUAGCUGACGUAUUGGGAUCCUAUGACGUUUACAAGGGUCCAAAGAACCCAGAUCCGGCAGUUGUAUCUGGAGCACAGUGGCCAGUCAAUGAACCCCUUGCGCUUGUCCCUGCCAUGGCGGCGGCAACCAAAAAUAUUGGCUUCGGAGUCACGGUUGCAACAACCUACGAGCAGCCGUAUCACUUGGCUCGACGGCUGAGCACAGUCGAUCACCUAUCUGGCGGUCGCUUGGGAUGGAAUAUCGUCACCGGAUAUCUUGAUUCUGCUGCCAGAAAUCUGGGGUUCACAGAACAACCGCCUCAUGAUGAGCGCUAUGCCAUCGCGGAGGAGUAUGUUGACGUGACCUACAAGCUAUGGCAGGCUUCAUGGAGAGACGAUGCGGUGAAACUGAAUCCGAAAACCCAGACGUAUACGGAUCCCUCACUCGUUCGAACGAUCAAUCACACGGGGAAAUAUUUCAACGUUCCAGGGCCACAUAUCUGCCAACCAUCGCCUCAACGUACUCCCUUGAUUCUUCAAGCAGGAACAUCCAGCGCCGGCAAAGCUUUUGCUGCCAAAAAUGCUGAGGCAAUAUUCGUUGCCGGGCAUAGUCCUUCCACAAUUGCCAAGAACAUUGCCGACAUUCGCACGCAGGCGCGGACCCUGUUCAAUCGCGACCCCAACUCCAUAAAAUUCUUGACGCUGUUUUGCCCAAUCCUCGGUAAAACUCAAGAGGCGGCCGAAUCAAAGUACCGCGAGUUCCUUAGCUACGGCUCGGAAGACGGUGCUUUGGCCCUCUUUGGCGGUUGGACGGGCAUCGAUCUCGCCAAGUACGGAGACGAUGAAGAACUGCGCCAUGUUGAGUCCAAUGCCAUACGCUCAGCGGUUGAAGCCUGGUCUAAAUCCACGCCAGAGGUGCCCAAGUGGACAAAACAUACUGUCGCAAAUCACAUCAAAAUUGGAGGGCUAGGUGCCACUGUUGUUGGCACCGCUGAGCGAGUUGCGGACGAGAUGGAGAGAUGGGUUAGGGAAGCCGAUGUGGAUGGAUUUAAUUUGGCAUACGCCAUUCUUCCAGGGACGUUUAACGACAUCAUUGAACUGCUUCUGCCCGUUCUGCGCCAGCGUGGCCUGUUUUGGGAAGACUAUGCCGUGGAUGGCGGGACAUAUAGAGAGAACUUGUACGGGACGGCCGGACAGAGUAUCCCCCGACAAGAUCACCCAGCCAGCAAGUAUCACUGGAAAGAGGGGGAACAGCCAGACCUUGUUAACCGAGAAUAG